Messenger RNA from Haliotis rufescens (red abalone), 3089 nucleotides. Its product is annotated as major facilitator superfamily domain-containing protein 6-like. The coding region runs from base 193 to 2280 and encodes 695 amino acids. The record is from RefSeq and is a predicted model, not a curated record. Gene Ontology annotation, cellular component: membrane. The transcript is spliced from 6 exons. NCBI's taxonomy places the organism in Eukaryota, Metazoa, Mollusca, Gastropoda, Lepetellida, Haliotidae. Gene Ontology annotation, molecular function: transmembrane transporter activity.
AUCGGAAGCACAUGAUGUGUUCUUUAUGAAUAGAGUCUAUUAAAUAAACGAUUUUCAAGUUGAUUCAACAACACACAUGCAAUGCACCAGUGACAGUGGUGCAGAACCAAAUGUUCAUCAUGUGUAGGUGCAGAGUGCCAUAGAUUUCAUGAAAAUAAUUCAACCUGAAGCCAGCAUUUGCAAGCAGGAGGCAUGUCUGACAAGGCGGCUGACAGCAGGACGGGAGGAGGUGGAGGUGGUGGCGGCGGCGGCGGCGGCAGCGGUGGCGGCGGUGGGGACAUAGAAGCAUCGUCCAAGGCUGUGGAAGCUCACCCUACAACAACGAAGACAUGGCAGACGGUCAACAAACGUUUGUUACCUGUGAAAGGAUAUUAUUUUUUCUUUUUAGCAGCUGUGGGGGACCUCCUACCCUUCAUCUCCAUCUACAUGAAACAGCUCGGCCUGUCCUCGGGCGAAACAGGCAUCAUCUACGGAGUAAUGCCUUUCAUCGCCUUCUUCAUCCGACCACUGAUCGGAGCAAUGGCCGACCGCCUGAGGAGACACACCCUGGUGUUGAUGGCCUUCACCAUCCUGACAGGGAUUCUGUACAUGCUGCUGCUGAUUGUUCCGGCCAAGCCUCACUACGAAGAUGCUGUUCCCAUCAGGUUCAACAUCCACUGCAACAUCAUGGACUCCUUCAUCAAAGACUGCCAAGAGUACAGGGACAACAAGAACGAAUGCAGGCUAACGUUGUCUGAAUACGCAAAUUUGACGUCAGUGGAAAAUGAAUCUUACAACACGUCUCUUGGGGCAGAUGGUUCAUUGGGGUAUCGGAUUCUUAACAGUGGAAACACACAUAGAGCUUCCGAUGACAUCACAUGCCGUGCCAAAUGUGGGUUCUCAAUGCCAGGAGCGUAUGGAUCGAAAGUUUGUUUUUCACGAGACGUUUCUUCUUACCAGGGGAGGAAGUGUGUUCCCUUGUGGGUUAGCUCAACAUCCAAUUCUUAUCUUGAAUUCAAUUUGCUCAAUGUGUCUGAUGUGAUGAAGCAUGAGAUGCGUCAAGACAGACUCGCAGCCCCUUCACUGCAUUGCCGUGACUACGACUUGAAAUGGAUGCGGUACAACGGCAAAACCUUCUACCAGAUCACAUGUGACAAGGAAAGUGUUCUACACUGCAAUGCGCUCUGUGACAGGAAUCUUGCCAAUAGGUGCUCAGUCAAGAAAGUAAAAGAUUCGUUUGGAGUGACAUUCUGGGUAUUUUUUGUUAUCUAUUUACUCGGAAACAUAGCCUUUGCGCCGACAUUCAGCCUUAUUGAUGCCAUUGUUUAUGACACUCUGGGAAAAGAGAGACAUCAGUGGGGAUUUCAGCGCCUUUUUGGAACAAUCGGUUUUGCGAUUUUUGCGAUUACAUCUACAUUCAUAAUGGACACUGUAAAGACCCACAAAGAAGAAGUGGACUUCUCAUGGUCCUUUUACCUGUUUGGUAUCCUCUGUUUCAUAGCAGCAGUUGAUGCCAAGUUUCUUAUAGCCACACCUGAUCUGUCCACGGGCAAGUUUCUCCAAAACAUCUGCAAACUCUUUACCUACUUCCACAUCUCGGUGUUCCUGUUCGUAGCCAUGUUUUUUGGGAUGUUGACAGGAGCCAUUGAAGGAUUCCUGUUCUGGUACCUCAAAGAUCUUGGCAGCACCCAGAUCACCCUCGGGUUAUGUUUAGUUUUGAACUGCGUGUUUGAAGUAUUCUGUCUCUUUAUAUCAGGCUUCGUCAUCAAGAAGAUAGGUCAUAUUCCGUGUCUCUACUUGGCGUGCUUGGCGUAUGCAGCUCGCUUCCUCGCCUAUUCUUUUCUCCAACAGCCUUGGUACGUUAUGUUGGUGGAGCCCAUCCAUGGCAUCACUUUCGGCAUCAUGUGGUCAGCGGUGUCAUCCUACGCUAGCAUCAUCGCGCCGCCGGGCAUGCAAGCAACAGUGCAGGGUCUUGUAGGAGGACUCCAUUUUGGAUUUGGUAAAGGUAUCGGAAGUCUAAUCACCGGCUACCUCUUCGAGAUUAUCGGGGAGAGAUGGACAUUCCGGACACUGUCCAUAUCAGCAGUGGUAAUUUUAGUUGUAUACUGUCUGCUGAACAAGUUUGUUUUGGAAUAUCCGUCAGUGAAAGAUACCAGAGACGACACGACUGCAGAGGCUGAAGAAACAACAGAAGAUGGCCUCAGUGCUGCUCAGGAUCACCUGCUUAGUUCCGAUCUGUCAGCCAAUCAGGAAGAGUUUCCAUCUGAACCGGCCAAUGACAAGAAAGUGCAUGACCUCUAGAUAUGUUUGAAAAAGCAUUCAGGGAAAGAGUCAGUGGUCCAAUAAGGAACCUUUUGUGAAAAGGAAGAAAUUAAGAAGUUUCUAUAACAGACAACUCUGCCAUGACCAAACACAUGACACUAGGGCCUGGACCAAUAUUGACAACACUACUGGUAAUUUUAUCUAAAGUAUUUGUUCUAUAGUUUUUACAUACUAUUUUUUCGUCUUUAUCCAGAGUAGUCGCAUCAGGUGACCUUCCUAAUGAGCCUUUUAAAUGCUUGGUGUGAGUGAGCAAGCAUUCAUAGCAGCAUGUCUGAUUUCUGCACCUGGAAACCAAUCAUAAACCACCAGUUCUGAAUGCAAAAAAAUAACGAUGAUGCUAUUAUUUUUGGGUGGAUAUUUUAUACACCCUGAGCACAUCUACUCUCAAAUGGAUAGGUUACUAAGCGUAUAUUUAUGUUCUGUGUUACAUCAGAAUUUUUGAAAGAAUUGAAAAAGUUGAAUUGUUUCAGAAAUCUGACAUCUGAUUGGCCCAAGAGCUCACACAUCCUUUGGUUUGGAUGGUCAAAGUGUACUCGGGUUCAUUUUAGUCCUCAUAAUGAUAACAUAUAGCAAAACCCUUAAAAAUGGCAAAUUUCUUCUAGUCCUUAGUUUACCUUAACUAUUGGGUGGUUUAACAAGGACUACAAGACUACUGCUUUUUUAUUAAUGCUGCAGGCGGCCACGGGUGGCCCAGUCGUCUAAGGCGCCGUGAUUCGCUGUGCAGAGUUGCGUCCCUUGGGCACACCAGAAACCUAUGAUUGUGGGUUCGCCCAGAUUAUGUUUCUAGG